UAAAAUUAUGCAUAUAUUAAGAGACAAAUUACAGUCAUGCCUGCGCAUUCUGGACUGUGAUGGACCCACUUAUAUUGGCGAUAUGAGUUGGUUAAAUGAUUUUUGUGCCGAGUUUUUUGUUUUUUCAAAUACUGUGCAAAAAUGUACAAGCAAUCAAACGGAACAGAAUUUUUUGGAAAUAAUUUGUUUGUGCUUAACGCAAAUUAUCAUAUGUAUAAGACACUUGGAGUAUACAAUACAAACUGAGAGCACUAGUGGCAAGAGGAUUCAGGCCAGCCAUCAUCAUUUUAUUGAUCGCAUAAAAGUUUGCCUUAAACGCCUGUGCGCCACUUUGCAGCACUCCAAAACCGAAAACUGCACAGAAGGAGGAUCACAGAGCAACUCAACAGAGGAUGUCUCAUUCCACACUCUGCUGGACUCUCUUCUAGACUCUUUGUCAGAGUUCACUAGAUCCGAUCAGGAUACCCAGCUUAUGGACAAACAGCAGGACAUGGUCCUGAGCAAGCAAAUAAAGCUUCAAAUAGAUUUACUUUUGGGUCAAGCAUUAUCCUUUGCCAAUGUCGCAUUGCAGCAGGAUAAGAAAGCCUUAAGUGCACUUUGUCAAAAGGUUAUGCGGGACUGCAGCGCAUUCCAAGAAGAGUGUCAACCUAAUUCAGACUCCUUUGGAAGCAACUAUUCCAAUCAAAAACUGAGGGCCAUGACAUUAGAGCACGCACUUAACCAACUGGACGUACAUAUUAAUGAGACUUUACUGCGUUUGGUAUUUACAUGUUUUCUGGACUUUCAAAAGAUAUCAGUAGAUAAAAUACGCAACGUAUUGCGUACGGAAUCGGAUAUUACGGCUGAUGAAUACAUAGCCGAUUUUGAUGUUAACUUGGAUCGCGCAACACAAAUUGGCAUAUUUGCAAUUGCCUUUGCGCCCAGCUUAAAAAUAAGAACCACAGUUCGAAGUUGUCUCGCUUCCUUCGAGUAUUUGGAUACCAGUUUAAUACCUUCACUUCAGGCGAAUACCUCGGAUCUGCAUUCCGAGUUACUGGAGCAACAUUUCAAGGAAGAAUUGUCGAAAUUUAAGACUGCUCUUCAUGAGAUCAUCGACAGUCGCGCAUUUGUGACAUGCUACUUGCAAAUUCUAACAGCGGGUAUUCUUGCCGCUGAAAAGCAGUUCGAUAAAGUCCAACUUGAGGACCUUGUUCAAAUGGGUUUCUUUAUCCUGGAGCAUUUUCAACUAAAUGUCAAUCAGAAAUGUUUAUUGGAAAUUGGCCAAGAAUGCUUUCAAAACUUUAUCCGAAUAUUGCGCGAAUGCAAAGCGAUUCUUAUGUGUGCGUCCCAGGUUCAACCGGAUCGUAUUAUCAAGCGAUUUAAAAUAUUACGCACUAUUUUGCGUAAACUUCACACCACAAUUGCUACAGAUCAAAAUGAACCUGCAGUGAUUCCAGAACAUAAUGAAAACCAUGAAGUUUGUGAUGCCAUGAAAAGCUGUACAGAUGUAGGCAAUUCUACAAACCUGUUGGCUUCCCCAUCACGCAGUAUACUCUACGAAACUCAUAGGGAUCGAAAUAAAGGCUUCAACAAUAAACCAGUUGAAAAAAUUAAUACUGAAGCGCUUAAAAUAAAAGCCGUUGGAUGUUUAAGACGAAAGCAAAGCCUUCGUACAACCAUGUUUAAGCGCCAAAAUGCUGUGGAGAGUAUUAAACUUCAAAAUACUGUCAAUAGUCAAUCGGCCAGCUUGGAAAUCAGUGGAAUUCUCGACCAAUUAACCUGCUUAACGGAAAGUUUUGCAAAGUAGUGCGUUAUGGCUUAUUCAUUGUGAAUGACAUUCAUUGACACUCACACACUCAUAUCGCACUCGGAUUUAUUCUUAGUGACAGAAUGCAGUCUUUUUAGUUUGAACAUCUUUUUAAGAUAAAAAAUUAAAAUUAAAAUAAACAAAAAUAAAACACAAUAAA
Molecule: messenger RNA, 1946 nt
Organism: Drosophila innubila
Lineage: Eukaryota; Metazoa; Arthropoda; Insecta; Diptera; Drosophilidae
Product: serendipity locus protein alpha
Exons: 7
Coding region: 8-1786 (592 amino acids)
Biological process (GO): cell migration; cellularization; cell-cell adhesion
Cellular component (GO): cytoplasm; membrane; catenin complex
Molecular function (GO): beta-catenin binding; actin filament binding
Source: RefSeq, a predicted model, not a curated record